This is a messenger RNA of Mauremys mutica (yellowpond turtle), 1299 nucleotides long. Its product is annotated as condensin-2 complex subunit H2-like. Gene Ontology annotation, biological process: meiotic chromosome condensation; mitotic sister chromatid separation. Gene Ontology annotation, cellular component: condensin complex; nucleus. NCBI's taxonomy places the organism in Eukaryota, Metazoa, Chordata, Testudines, Geoemydidae. Gene Ontology annotation, molecular function: chromatin binding. The coding region runs from base 7 to 1299 and encodes 430 amino acids. The transcript is spliced from 13 exons. The record is from RefSeq and is a predicted model, not a curated record.
GUUACAAUGGAGAAUGUGGAGUCACGCUUCCUGCACCUUCUGCAGCCCAUCCGAGAUCUCACAAAGAAUUGGGAGGUGGAUGUGGCAGCCCAGCUGGGGGAGUAUCUGGAGGAGCUGGACCAGAUCUGCAUUUCCUUCGACGGCGGCCAAACCACCAUGAACUUCAUAGAGGCGGCUCUGCUGAUCCAGGGUUCUGCCUGCAUCUACAGCAAGAAGGUGGAAUAUCUCUACUCUCUUGUUUACCAGGCCCUCGACUUCAUCUCCAACAAAAAGCGGGACAAACAGCCUACGUCCAUGGGGGAGGACGGCACCGACACUGACGUGAGCGCUGGGCCCAGGACGGAGGAGGAGGAGUUCCUUUCAUUGGAUGACAUCAAGGACACCAACGUGGUGAGCUUGGACAUGAAGAAAGAUCACCAGCCUAAUACUGUGAACAUUGUCCCCUUGACGCCGAUGGCCCUGGUACCCCCAGAGGAGACAGAAAAGAAGGACAACCCCCUGUUCAGCCGGAAGGGGGAGAUCCUGGCCAGCCGGAAGGAUUUCCGCAUGAACACGUGCACCCCUCACGCCAGCGGAGCCUUCAUGCUGGAGCUGGCGGGCCUCUCACCCACGCAGUGCUUCCAAGCAAGACGCCAGGCUGGGGACCUUGGCAGUGCUACAGGAGGGCAGACUGCCGCCCCGGGAUCUGGAAACGCGCCCAUGGAGGUCAGUGCCUGUGAGACUCCUGUCCCAGUCUUGAACUUCUCUGAAAAUGAAGGCGCUGUGGCACCAGACGGGGGUGGUGGUGGUGAUGACGAUGAUGCAGGAGGAGGAGGAGGUGAUUUCUUGCCUGAUGCCCCAGAAGGGGGCGUGGAGACCAGUCCUGCUGCUGUCGAGCACAUUCAUCAGCAGAAGAGUGUGCCCGAGGGCAAGGGGUACAUGCUGCGGGAACGGGCCCCGGCCGUGGAGCCCAGUGUCCACAUCAAGGAGAUGCUGGAUCCGUGGCGAAGCCUUGACCCCUUUGACAACUCUGAGGAUAAGCCCUUUAAGAAAGGUAUCAGCUACGGGGACCAGCUGGUGGCGAGCUGUGGGCGGCUGGGCGAGUGGCACUCCUUCGCCAGCCUGGUGGCGGGGAAGCCGGCCUUCGAGGUGUGUCGCUCCAUGCUGGCCUCGCUCCAGCUGGCCAAUGACUGCACGGUGGAAAUCAGCCAGCAGGCAGGCCUGGAGGAGGCGGUGGACACCAUGCGGCUGCGCCUCCUGACCCAAGAGCGAGCACACGAGCGAUUCCGCACCUACCUGGCCCCCUCUGUGUCAAACUGA